AGAAAGCGAGGAUGGAUGUGGAAUCAAUUUUUUUUACUUGAAGAGUACACGGGUUCAGAUACCCAGUAUGUUGGUAAGUUGUACACAGAUCAUGAUCAUGGAGAAGGAAAUUUAAAGUAUAUUUUAUCUGGAGAUGGAGCCGGGAGUGUUUUUAUCAUAGAUGAAAAUACUGGGGACAUCCAAGCUGCAAAGAGAUUGGAUAGAGAAGAAAAAUCAACUUAUGUUCUUCGAGCAAAAGCAAUAGACAAAAGAACAGGAAGACAAGUUGAACCAGAAUCUGAGUUUAUAAUUAAGAUUCAUGAUAUCAAUGAUAAUGAACCAAAGUUUAACCAAGAUGUUUAUACUGCAACUGUUCCUGAAAUGUCAGAAGUUGGCAUAAUCAAAACUGCUCUACCAGAUAUGAGCAGAGAGAACAGGGAACAUUACCAAGUGGUUAUUCAGGCCAAAGAUAUGGGUGGCCAGAUGGGAGGAUUAUCUGGGACCACCACGGUGAACAUCACACUGACUGAUGUCAAUGACAAUCCGCCUAGAUUCCCACAGAGCAUCUAUCAGUUUGUCACCUCGGAAUCUGCUUCUAUUGGAACAGAGAUAGCACGAAUAAAAGCUGUUGAUGCAGAUGUGGGUAAAAAUGCUGAAAUUAAAUAUACUAUUACAGAUGGAGACGCCAAAGAUUUAUUUGAGAUCAUCACAGAUCAGAAUACACAGGAUGGAAUUAUAAUGGUUAAAAAGCCUUUGGAUUUUGAAAGUCAAAGACUGCACACAUUUCAAGUGGAAGCCACCAAUACAUAUGAAGAUCCACAAUUUACUCACCUUAUCUCAUUUAAAGAUACAGCUAUUGUGAAAGUACUGCUGAAAGAUAUUGAUGAGGCCCCUAUUUUUAGUAAACCUUUCUAUGUGUUUGAAGUGAAUGAAGACACCAAAGAAGGUAGCAUAAUUGGUCAUGUAACUGCUCAGGAUCCUGACUCAGCAAAGAACUCUGUAAAGUAUAGUAUUGACCGGAACACAGACUUGGAGAGAACAUUCAAUAUAUUCUCAGGAAAUGGUUCAUUAAUCUUAGCCAAAACUCUUGACCGGGAAAUGACAAUAUGGCAAAAUAUCUCAAUAGUGGCAACUGAAACAGAAAAUCCCAAACUCAACAGAAAUGUUCAAGUGUAUAUAAAAAUACUGGACAUUAAUGAUCAUGCUCCAGAAUUUUCAGAACGUUAUGAGACUUUUGUAUGUGAAAAUGCAAAACCAGGUCAGCUUGUGCAAACUAUAAGUGCUGUGGACAAAGAUGAACCUCCACGGGGACAUUCCUUUUUCUUUGAAAUAGUACCAGAAUUUUACAUCAAUCCAAAUUUUACAGUUGUUGACAACAAAGACAACACAGCAAGUAUUUUAACAAAAAGAAGCAGAUAUAAUCGAUAUAAAAUAAGCGCAUAUACACUGCCGAUCAUUAUUUUUGACAAUGAUUAUCCAGUUCAGAGCAGUACUGAAACAUUGACUAUACAGGUAUGUGCCUGUGACAACAAAGGGCAUGUACAAACAUGCAGUGCUGAGGCUUUCCUACUUCCAGCUGGACUGAGCACUGGUGCAUUAGUUGCAAUUUUACUUUGCAUCAUCAUACUUCUCGCAUUAGUGGUGCUUUUUGCAGCUCUUAAGCGACACAGAAAAAAAGAACCAUUAAUAAUUUCAAAGGAUGAUGUGCGAGAUAAUGUUGUGACCUAUAAUGAUGAAGGCGGAGGUGAAGAGGAUACACAAGCUUUUGAUAUUGGAGCACUAAGAAAUCCUGAAGCUAGAGAGGAAAAUAAACCGAGAAGAGAUAUCAUCCCUGAUACUAUAUUUCAUAUACGGAAAACAGUUCCUCUGUGGGAAAAUGUUGAUAUUCAAGAUUUUAUUCAAAGAAGAAUAAAUGAAAAUGAUGCAGAUACAACUGCUCCUCCAUAUGACUCACUAGCAACCUAUGCUUAUGAAGGUAAUGACUCCAUUGCUGAGUCGCUAAGCUCAUUGGAAUCCCUGGAGAUUGAUGAGAAUCAUGAUUAUCAAUAUCUUAAAGACUGGGGGCCUCGAUUUAAAAAACUUGCAGCUAUGUAUGGUGGGGAUGAUAGUGACUGA
Molecule: messenger RNA, 2094 nt
Organism: Bufo bufo (common toad)
Lineage: Eukaryota; Metazoa; Chordata; Amphibia; Anura; Bufonidae
Product: cadherin-9-like
Exons: 10
Coding region: 16-2094 (692 amino acids)
Biological process (GO): cell-cell junction assembly; calcium-dependent cell-cell adhesion; homophilic cell-cell adhesion
Cellular component (GO): catenin complex; adherens junction; plasma membrane
Molecular function (GO): cadherin binding; calcium ion binding
Source: RefSeq, a predicted model, not a curated record